UCAAAUGGUACCGAACAUUCAAAUUUUCCCGUCUGCAUCAGGACAACAGUCACUUCAAAAUGGGUCAUAACCCAGCAAACGUUUCAAAAAUUUUACAAUUUCAUUGGAAUCUGUCGAUUUUUGCGAUAUUGUUGUACAUUUCGACACAUUUAAUACUGUAUUCUGCAAAAAUAUCGGCAACUCCCACAAUCAAACCUUAUCCGAAAUUCAAUGCAGAAAAAGAUAUAGAGACAAUACAUUUCGUCGUUCACAAAGAAGCUGGCCAAAAAGUUUGCAACGAUACGGAUAAGAUGGUUCGAAUGAUCUGCCAUAGAUGUAGAAAGCAAAGACAGGAAAUGCAGAAAUUAUUCCAAGAAAAAUAUAAGGAAGAUAUCAUCAGUUACUGCGAGGCAGCAACAGAUGCUGAAUUUUCGUUCAACGAAUUGCUAGAAGAGUGUUUUAAACAACCGAUGGAUAUAUACAAAGAUCAUUUGCAUCGAGAGAUCUCAAAAGGCUGUUUUAACCCCAUUAGUGCAGAUAAAUUAACCAUUGUUGAAAUACUGCUGACGAUACCUCCGGAAAAAAAGGAAGAAUUUUUCAGCUCUUAUAAUGAAACUUACAAGGCAACAAUACAAAAACAUGUGGAGGACAACUUGCAAGGAGACUUACAAAACGUCAUUAAAGAGAUGGUGAAUAGAAAUCGUUUGCCGGACAUUCCACCAGACAAGAUAAAUUGGGAUUGGGCAAAACAAGAAGCUCAAAAAUUAUUCGAUGAACGAAAAAAAUGGAAAAACCAUCGCUGCGAAUUAGACAGAAUCCUAAUGGAAACACCAAUCCAGCAACUAAACGCUACUUUAGUAGAAUUUAAGAAAAUUGACGGCAAAGAGCUCGAUGAAAUGAUUCAAAAAAAGAUGGAAAAGGAUAAAAGAGAUUGUUAUAAAGACAUGGUAUUUUUCGCCAAAAAUAAACAUGAUUACUACGCAAGACGAAUUCAUCAUGCUAUGAAAGGUUUGGGGACCCAAGAUAGCGUGCUUAACAGAAUAAUAGGCAUACACAGCGAAGAAGAUUUGAAAGAAAUUGCGACCGCGUAUCAACUAAAUACUGGCGAUUCUCUAAUUCAUGGCAUCAAAGGUGACACGACUUUACAUCAUGAAAUGCUUCUUAGAUGUCUGUCAGGUGAACAUAUGGAAGCGGAGAAAUUCUGAUUUGUAACUAUUCAUCACAUGUACGAGUACGUGCAAACAAUAAAUUAUUAAAUAUUAUUUACUUAUCAUGAAAACAGCAAUCAAAUGAGGAGUCGGCCUGCAAAGUGAUCUAACUGCAAAAAAAUGAUUUUUGAGAUAGCAACGCUAUCUGAUAGUUUAGGACAUGCCCUACAAAAGGAGUAUAUCACCUUCAUCCAGUUUCACUCGUAACACCCCUUCCCCCUCCCUUAAAAAUGAUAAAAUUAAAAGAAUGGCCUGCAAAGUGACCUUAUUUUUACGAUUUUCCAAAAACGUGUUCCAUACGGUACUGUUUGUUGAAAUCAAAAUUAAUUUUAACCCCUUCUGAAGAAAUUCAAAAAUUUUGGAGACAUCGAAAAUCGCACUGGAGGCUCCAGAGUGAUUCGAAAUAGUAAAAUCGUAAGUUGAGAAUAAGCCACAACUCCAGUUUUAGCUACCCAGCUUCCUGUACAUAAAAAAAUCUUGAAUGAAUGAAUAAAUCUUUGCUUUCAUAAAAAAUAACAUACGCAAUGAAAAACCGGAGAAAAUUGCAUACAUAUCACUAAAAAACUAAAAAAAAAACGUAUGUGCAGCCUGCAAAGUGACCUAACUGCAGCAUUUUUCAUUUUUGUUGCACCCUGUAGCGAACCCGUGUUCAUAUUUUUCAGAAACGAAAAGGUGAUUAAGUGAGUGAGGGUUGACCCUUUCGAUUCCCGAAAACAGAUUUCGAAAAUGUGACUUCAUUUUCCUAGGACACGUUUUUCUCAUUUAUCUCGAAAUCAAUUUUUUGCAGUUAGGUCACUUUGCAGGCCGACUCCUCAAAUUAAUCAGUAAAAUAAUUAUUUUUAAGAAAAAUGAAAAAUGCAAACAAUUUCUGACAAAUAAGUUAUUAAA
Messenger RNA from Planococcus citri (citrus mealybug), 2075 nucleotides. RefSeq names its product annexin A13-like. Gene Ontology annotation, cellular component: cytoplasm. The transcript is spliced from 8 exons. Lineage: Eukaryota; Metazoa; Arthropoda; Insecta; Hemiptera; Pseudococcidae. The record is from RefSeq and is a predicted model, not a curated record. Bases 60 to 1184 code for a protein of 374 amino acids. Gene Ontology annotation, molecular function: calcium-dependent phospholipid binding; calcium ion binding.